Morus notabilis is the source of this 400-nucleotide messenger RNA. RefSeq names its product peroxygenase-like. The record is from RefSeq and is a predicted model, not a curated record. The transcript has 3 exons. Gene Ontology annotation, molecular function: calcium ion binding; monooxygenase activity. The annotation marks the transcript as partial. Lineage: Eukaryota; Viridiplantae; Streptophyta; Magnoliopsida; Rosales; Moraceae.
UAUGUUAAAUUUCAGGGAUGGAUCCCUUCUCCAUUAUUUCCGAUAUACAUCAGCAAUAUUCAUAAAGCCAAGCACGGUAGUGAUUCUGGAACAUACGACACAGAGGGAAGGUUCAUGCCGGUAAAUUUCGAAAACAUGUUCAGCAAGUAUGCUCAAUCAGUGCCUGACAAGUUCACUCUCAAAGAGCUCUGGAAAAUGACGGAGGGAAAUCGUGUUCCAUUCGAUUUCUUUGGCUGGUUUGCGGCGAAGCUGGAAUGGGGACUUGUGUAUGUUGUCGCAAGGGACCGACAAGGUUUUGUGUCUAAAGAAGCCAUCCGACGAGUUUUUGAUGGAAGUUUGUUUGAGUAUUUGGCGAAGAACAAGCAUUCAUAUCCGGAGUAAAGGCAAUGCUCACUUUUUC